AUCUCGACGGUAAAAAUAGCAUCCUUGCGGGUGAUGGUAAUGGCAUCGGUGAGGUUGCCAGUACGACCGCCGACCUUGACACGGGAGCGCAGAUAGUUAUCAUAGAUAUCAGCAUCUAUAAUCAUAUCCUCAACUGGUCUGGACAGAUCAAUAGUCAGCUUGACAGCGUCCUUGUUGGAUUUCUGCUCAAUUAAAAAUAUAAAUUAGCCUCAACAUACCACAGACCAACAGCAAAAACGAAUUGAGCAAACUUCUGAGGCUACUCGGUUUGUCUAGUGCUUUUGCAGAUCAAUGGAGUGUAGACAAAAAAGCCAGGAAUGUGUAUAGCAAUAUGCAAGAAAUACACUUGGAUAGCAGCACUGUUUGAUCCAAACUCUUACAAACGGCUGAAAUCGCAGGGUAACAGCACUACAACCAAUACAUCCCAAACUAUCCACAGCACACAUUCAAUCGCAAAGCAACAACCAAGAUAACCACCAGUAGGGUCUACGCAAAUCAUCUCAUUGCUGUAAUCAUAUCAGUUUGAUAGUAACAAGUUGAUAAAAGAGUAGUCAUUGCCAGUUGGAUGAGCCAAAUCUACAACUCACGAAUGGUUCAGGUUUAACCCAUAAAACACACUCGAGCCCACCAAGCAGCAAUGUUCCAGCUCUCAUAUCAAAAGUGUACACACAAUACAUUGAUAACAGACAAUGUCAUUAAAGAGAUUCAAAAACUCAAUGCUCUUGAACUAGAACGAGGACUGACUGAUAAAGGCUCUUGGCACAACCAAUACAAGGACUCGGCAUAUAUCUACAUUGGUGGCUUGCCCUAUCAUUUGACAGAAGGAGAUGUAAUAUGUGUAUUUUCUCAGUUUGGCGAAGUAGUGGAUCUGGAUAUGGUGCGUGAUAAAGAAACCGGGAAGAGUAAGGGCUUUGCAUUUUUAGCCUAUGAAGAUCAACGAAGUACGGUUCUUGCUGUAGACAAUCUAAAUGGCAUACAGAUUUCUGGCAGAGUCAUCCGUGUCGAUCAUACAGCCAAGUAUAGAGGACCUAGGCGUGAUGAUGGCUUUGAUGAACAAGCAGAGUAUGAGCGCAAGCAGGCAGUUUUUAGUACCGUAUAG
Molecule: messenger RNA, 1099 nt
Organism: Batrachochytrium dendrobatidis JAM81
Lineage: Eukaryota; Fungi; Chytridiomycota; Chytridiomycetes; Rhizophydiales
Exons: 5
Coding region: 638-1099 (153 amino acids)
Biological process (GO): mRNA splicing, via spliceosome
Cellular component (GO): precatalytic spliceosome; U2 snRNP; catalytic step 2 spliceosome
Molecular function (GO): RNA binding
Source: RefSeq, a predicted model, not a curated record